Molecule: messenger RNA, 1345 nt
Organism: Hyalella azteca
Lineage: Eukaryota; Metazoa; Arthropoda; Malacostraca; Amphipoda; Hyalellidae
Product: cell division cycle-associated protein 3
Exons: 3
Coding region: 97-987 (296 amino acids)
Source: RefSeq, a predicted model, not a curated record
UAAUUUCAUACUUGGACAAAGUUUAUAAUAGUUUCAUAACUUAUUUAAUUUAUUUUUGUUCAGAUUCCAAGUGAAGCUUCGCCAGCAGUAAUUAGUAUGGGGCUUUCAUCAAGUAAAAGCAAAACAAACAGUGCCAACCAUGUCAAGAGCAGUGAUGGCAACUCUAGUUGUCCUGAAGAAGAUGUCAAUUCUACUCCUCUUAGGAAAGUGCUCCCUUUUGACCCACGUUCUCCUACUGAUCAUAUAACUCGCACUCCCAUCACAGUGACAUCAACUGGUGAGGACUGCACUCCAGCAAGACCAGCAAAUCCUGCCACCAGCCUACGAGUCCUGGAUGUUGACCCUCGCUCUCCUUCACAACAGGUCACGAGAACGCCGAUAGUCAUUGAUGACAGUGCCGAUAAUGCUUCCACUGUUGCUCUGUCAACCCCCAAAUCAUCUGGCAUUAGAAGCAAGCCUCACGCUCUGAAUAAACCCGAUGAGUCGCCCACUCCUGAAUUGAGCUUUGGUAUUCGAGACGAAGAAAACGAUCCUAGAUCUCCCUCAGUUACAGUGCCACGUACUCCUCUUGAAGACAAGCUUUUUAAGGUUUCUAUUCGAGACGCCAAUUCAAGUUCUAGUUCUGUGGCUUACGCUUCAGCCAAAAAUUCAAUUCAGGAACAAAAUCAACAGUCGAGCAAAGAUGAAAAUAAUGAGUUUGAUCAAUCCAAUGUGGAAGAUGACAAAGAAAAUAAGGAGAGCAGCACCAAGGACGAGAAGUGCAUUAAGAAUGUAUCAAAUCCGGCACCAAUGACAAGGUCGCCCUUAUCGAGCAGCAAUAAGACCAACUGCAGCACACCUCGAAACUUGCUUCAAGCAAAGCAGUGCAGGACAAUAGAGGAGGAGUUCACCAAGAACCAACGUAACAUUCUUGCACAAAUCAAUGCGGUUGAUGAAGAAGUCGUGACAGUAGUUCCUUCUACCACUCAGUUUGUCGAACAAAUCUAACCGUCAAAGUAUAGACAUUUUUAGAUCGUUCCAAUUUUUAAGAAAUAUAUCAAAUGAAACGUUCGUGAAAGCUUUGCGCAUGAGAAGGAGGAAAAAAAGGAAAUUUUGUGAAAGCAUUGCGCAUGAAAAUCCGUUAUUUUUACGUUGCAUUACAAUUAGGCUUGAUCAUGGCUGCAAGUAGUCAAGUCUGUGAAAGUGUGCUUACGUGAAACCAUUAGUAUUCUGGUUAAAUUAAGGCGGGCAAAGAAGAGCAAUAUUACAUUCCUUUUCUUAAAUUUAGCAUUGGAAAUUGUUUAUGUCGCCAAAUGUUACCUGAUGGUCUCGAAUAAAAUACUCGUUUUAUGUAUUUGAAACUUUA